AAAUAAAUAAUUUCGUAUGGGCGUGAGAAAUAUAAAUGUUGUCCUUAAAAAUGAGAAAUGAGAAAAAUGCACUUUUUAUAAAAAAAACAAUUUCAUAAAUGAUUUUCGCGAGCAGUAGUAGAAAUAUGAUAAUAGACUGAAUCAUACAACAUAACCUCACUAAUUUUUGGUAAGAUGCAACUAUUUAAUCUCAAAUAUACAUGAAUUAUUAUAAAUAAUUAUAUUUAAGAGGAUGAAGCGUUAAUUCUAAAAAUGUUUCAUGUAUUGAAAGGAAAAACAAAAUUUUCUGUAUUUUUCUCAAAGAAUGAGAUACCUAAAUCUACUGUGUCUUUGGGAAUAGCAACAACCAUACUUGGUGUUGAUAAUACUAAUUUAAGAAAAAAAGUACGAAAUUUAGAGAAAGAAAUAAUUUCUGGGCAGACCAAUAUGAAUAAAUAUAGAUUACCUGACAGUGUCAAACCUUUAUUGUAUGAUCUUUAUCUUUACCCUGAUUUAAAAACGGGACUUUUUAGAGGUAAAGUUAAUAUAACUAUUGAUAUUUUAUCAGAAACAGACACAAUAAGUGUCCACAGCAAUUUCUUAUCCAUUGAUAGUGUUAAACUGUCAUCAGAAAAUGCUAUAUUUACAUUAGAAAAAACAUUUGAAUUGCUAAAUAUUAAAAAAAGUGAUAAUUCCAUUUUUAAAAGCGGCAUAGAAAAUGUUGAAAUUGAAUUUAAUGGUGAUAUGAAAAAUAGAAUUGUCGGUCUGUAUACGAGUUCCUACAAAACAUCCACCGGUGAAAAUAGGCAGAUAGCAACUAGUAAAUUUGAACCAACUUAUGCUAGGCAAGCUUUCCCCUGUUUCGACGAACCAAAUUUGAAAGCUAAAUAUAAAGUACACCUUUUGAAACCAAAGAAUAAUUCCUAUAUAGCACUUUCGAAUUAUCCCGUAGCCAGUACCGAAGAUUAUGAUGAAGAACACGAAUUGGUUACUUUCGAUGAAACGGUAUCGAUGUCGACUUACCUUUCUUGUUUCAUCGUUUCCGAUUUCGAUCAUACCAAAACGACUUUCGACAAUAACGGCACGAUGAUACCCCUCAAAGUUUAUGCUAGUCCGGAUAAUUUAUAUAAAACUACUUACGCCGCGGAAAUUGGAAAGAAAGUUAUCGAACAUUAUGUCAACUAUUUCGACAUCCCUUAUCCACUUCCAAAAUUAGAUUUAGUUGCCAUUCCCGAUUUUGUAUCGGGUGCUAUGGAACAUUGGGGUCUUGUUACUUUUAGAGAAACGGCUCUCCUCUAUACGAAUACGACACAUUCCACGGCUAAUAAACAGAGAGUGGCUACGGUGAUAGCUCACGAAUUAGCUCACAGUUGGUUUGGGAAUCUCGUAACUAUGAAUUGGUGGAAUGAUUUAUGGUUAAAUGAAGGAUUCGCUUCCUAUAUUGAAUAUAAAGGAGCUUUAGCCGCCGAACCGACUUGGGGAAUGAUGGAACAAUUUAUCAUCUCCGAAAUGCAUUCGGUUUUAUCUUUGGAUGCAACUCUCAGUUCCCAUCCGAUCGUACAAACGGUAUUAACACCCGAUCAAAUUACGGCAAUAUUCGACUCAAUUUCUUAUAAUAAAGGAGCUUCGAUUUUGAGAAUGUUGGAAGCAACCGUAGGAGAAAAAAUCUUCCAACAAGGAGUGAAGAACUAUUUGAAUAGACAUGCCUACGGUAAUGCCGUUACCAAAGAUCUAAUAGAGGAAUUACAAAUUUUAUACGGCGAUAGACUCGACGUGGCCGAAAUGUUGGAAACUUUUACUGUUCAAAUGGGAUAUCCGAUUUUGAAUGUUACCGUUUCCGGAGAUAUAUAUACGUUAACUCAAAAGAGGUUCUUGAUCGAUCCUAAUGCAACUUAUAAUUUAAACGAAACGAAAUAUAGAUACAAAUGGUCAGUUCCAGUUACUUAUGUGACCGAUAUGGGUAAAUCGACCGAACCCAUUUUAUUCAAAUAUAACGAUGAUUACAUUACGAUAAAGAAACCGACGGGAGCGACUUGGAUCAAAUUUAAUUACGAUCAGAUCGGAUAUUAUCGCGUGAAUUAUCCUCUAUCGGAAUGGGAUAACAUAAUAAAGAAUUACGAUUCGCUCAGUAAGGGAGAUAAAACGCAUCUAUUGGAAGAAACUUUUAAAAUAGCCGAAGCCGGUUUAUUAAGUUAUAAGGUUCCAUUGGAAUUGAGUAAAAAAUUGAAAAACGAACGAGAUUAUACGCCUUGGAGUGCCGGAUCCGAUAAUUUGCUAUCGAUUUUAAAUAGACUCCGAAGUACAAAAUCCGAACAAGAAUCGUCAUUUAAGGAUUAUCUGAUUAAUAUUGUAACCCCCGCUUAUAAAGAAUUCACCUGGACUGAAAAUGAAAAUGAUAGUCAUCUUAACAAAUUAACUAGAACUGUAGUUAUAAGCUUAGCUUGUAAAGCGGGUUAUAAAGAUUGCUUGGAACAAGCCGAAAAAAAAUUUGAUACCUGGAUGAAAGAAAGGCAAUUUAUAUCACCGGAUUUGAAGAGUUUCGUCUAUAUCUAUGGAUCGACAAAAGCUUCAGUAGAAACAUGGAACGCCUUGUUGCAAAUUUAUCAAGAUGAAAAUGAUGCAUCGGAAAAAUUAAAAAUAAUGGCUGGUUUAUGCAAUGUCGAAAACGUAGAUUUAUUAAAAAAAUUACUGGAAGUUUCCAAAAACGAAAGCAUCGUCAGGAGUCAAGAUUAUUUUGAUGUAUUACAAACAAUGUCUUCCAAUCCAAUAGGAACUGAUCUUGUAUGGGAUUUCGUAAGGUCAAAUUGGCAAUAUUUAGCUGAUAGAUUCACGCUGAAUAAUAGAUAUUUGGGUAGUAUGAUCCCUACGAUAACAUCAAGUUUUUCUACUGAGGAAAAAUUAAAAGAGAUGGAAGAAUUCUUUGAGAAAUAUCCAAACGCUGGUGCAGGUGAAGCUAAUAGGAAAACGGCAUUGGAAAACGUAAAAAAUAAUAUAAGGUGGGCGGCUAAUUACAAAGAAAUCAUAGAAGAUUGGAUAAUAAAUAACAAAACUAUUUAAAUAAUUUUAUAAUUCGCUUCGGUAAAUGAAAUUGUGUGUUUGACUUUAUUGAAUAAAUUUUAUAAUUUGUGAA
This is a messenger RNA of Diorhabda sublineata, 3109 nucleotides long. Its product is annotated as glutamyl aminopeptidase-like. The coding region runs from base 253 to 3036 and encodes 927 amino acids. The record is from RefSeq and is a predicted model, not a curated record. Gene Ontology annotation, biological process: proteolysis; peptide catabolic process. Gene Ontology annotation, molecular function: peptide binding; metalloaminopeptidase activity; zinc ion binding. Gene Ontology annotation, cellular component: cytoplasm. The transcript has 18 exons. Lineage: Eukaryota; Metazoa; Arthropoda; Insecta; Coleoptera; Chrysomelidae.